GUGGAUGAGAACGUGAAGGCAUCAACAAAAUCAGUUUUGAACGAGCUGCAAUGCGCACUGUUGGAUCGAAAACGGGCGAUGAAGAAACGCGAACGAAUCGCUCUGAAACGUUUCUACAAAAAACAAGCGGUGGUUUGCGGCGGUGAAACGAAUGGAAAAAAUCCGCAUCUAGCAGACGGAAAUGCUGACGAAGACGAGAUUGAUUCUGAUUGGUACUCGAGAAAUCUCGAUUCAUCUGAAACAGACGAUGAUUCGAGCAUUGCCAAGGAGGUUUGUGAUGAUCGCGUGGAUUCGGAUGAAGAAGAUAAACAGCAAUUUGAUGAUGGUGAAAAUUCAUCGAGCUCUGACAGGCAAAUG
Molecule: messenger RNA, 357 nt
Organism: Anisakis simplex (herring worm)
Lineage: Eukaryota; Metazoa; Nematoda; Chromadorea; Rhabditida; Anisakidae
Source: the annotation of a GenBank genome assembly